Molecule: messenger RNA, 2145 nt
Organism: Chroicocephalus ridibundus (black-headed gull)
Lineage: Eukaryota; Metazoa; Chordata; Aves; Charadriiformes; Laridae
Gene: PIP4K2A
Product: phosphatidylinositol-5-phosphate 4-kinase type 2 alpha
Exons: 10
Coding region: 257-1474 (405 amino acids)
Biological process (GO): phosphatidylinositol phosphate biosynthetic process
Cellular component (GO): plasma membrane
Molecular function (GO): 1-phosphatidylinositol-4-phosphate 5-kinase activity; 1-phosphatidylinositol-5-phosphate 4-kinase activity
Source: RefSeq, a predicted model, not a curated record
GGCUCCCCCGCGGGGGGGGGGGGGGGGCGGGGCCGGGGCGCGCGCGCGCGCGAGCCGGGGCCAUUUCAGCGCGCGGCACCGGCGGCCAGGCCGGGAUGCGCGCGGCAUCCCGCGGCUACCAGCCCGCCGCCGCCGGUCGCCGCCUGCCCGCGGAGCUGGGGCGCUGAGUCGCCCCUUCCUUUCUCUCCUGCCUCCCUCCCUCCCGUCCGCCCGCCGUUUCCCCCCCGCCCCCCCCUCCCGCCCCGCCGGCUGCGCCAUGGCGGCCCCCAGCAGCAUCGUGCCCGUCAUGGCGAGUAAAACCAAGACCAAGAAAAAACACUUCGUGGCGCAAAAAGUGAAGUUGUUCCGGGCGAGCGACCCGCUGCUCAGCGUCCUCAUGUGGGGGGUCAACCACUCGAUCAAUGAACUGAGCCAUGUUCAAAUCCCCGUUAUGUUGAUGCCAGAUGAUUUCAAAGCAUACUCAAAGAUAAAGGUGGACAAUCACCUUUUCAACAAAGAAAACAUGCCAAGUCAUUUCAAAUUUAAGGAAUAUUGUCCAAUGGUUUUCCGUAAUCUAAGAGAGAGGUUUGGAAUUGAUGAUCAAGACUUCCAGAAUUCAUUGACAAGAAGUGCACCCCUUGCCAAUGAUUCCCAAGCACGCAGUGGUGCUCGCUUUCAUACAUCUUACGACAAAAGAUAUAUCAUCAAAACGAUAACAAGUGAAGAUGUAGCAGAAAUGCACAACAUACUGAAGAAAUACCAUCAGUUUAUUGUGGAGUGUCAUGGGAAUACACUUCUUCCCCAGUUUUUGGGCAUGUACCGGCUUACUGUCGAUGGAGUUGAAGUAUAUAUGAUUGUUACAAGAAAUGUGUUCAGCCAUCGUUUAUCUGUUUAUAGAAAAUAUGAUUUAAAGGGCUCUACUGUGGCUCGAGAAGCCAGUGACAAAGAAAAGGCCAAAGAGCUGCCGACGUUCAAAGACAAUGAUUUUAUUAACGAUGGCCAAAAGAUUCAUAUUGAUGAAAGUAACAAAAAGAUGUUCCUUGAGAAACUCAAAAAGGAUGUUGAGUUCCUUGCUCAGUUAAAACUCAUGGACUACAGCUUGCUGGUUGGAAUUCAUGACGUUGAAAGAGCUGAACAGGAAGAAGUAGAGUGUGAAGAGAAUGAUGGAGAAGAGGAAGGUGAAAGUGAUGGGACCCACCCCAUUGGAACCCCUCCGGACAGUCCAGGGAACACGCUGAACAGCUCACUGCCCUUGGCUCCAGGGGAAUUUGAUCCAGCUAUUGAUGUUUAUGGAAUAAAGUCCCAUGAAAAUGCACCUAGGAAGGAAGUAUACUUUAUGGCCAUUAUUGACAUUCUUACUCAUUAUGAUGCAAAAAAGAAAGCUGCCCAUGCUGCAAAAACGGUAAAGCAUGGGGCUGGUGCAGAAAUUUCAACUGUUAAUCCUGAACAGUAUUCAAAGCGCUUCUUGGACUUUAUUGCCAACAUCUUGACGUAACCUAUCAUGUUACAUAGGACAGACACGAGACCUGGGGACAGCAGCAAUGGCUACAAGUGUAGGGAAAAAAAGGAACUCAGAGAAGCGCUCAUCUUGCGGAAAGCAACCCCUUUGUUUACAUCUGCUGGCAAAGAUGACUGAAGUGGGGUGGAGUACUCGCUUUUAACAGCUGCCUGAUAUUCCCAGCAUAGUUCUAGCUAUUUCUGACUCUUUUAUGUGUGCAAAAAAGAAAAAAAAAAUCAAAAUAAAUUAAAUAAAUAGAACAGCUUACUCAGAGUGCACUGUGACAGUAAUGCUCUGAUGCUACCAGCUGAAAUGGAAUAAACGAGCAAAGAGGUGUGGGGUGGGGUUGGGGAAGAGUAAAUGCAUGUUAAAUCUACAAUAUCGAUAUCAAAUUGUAAACUGUGGAUCAGUUUAUUUUUUGAACUAAAAAGAUACAUGACAGUAUUCUUCAUGAUGAUGGUGAUGGCGAUAAUAAUAAAAACCUUACUGCGAAUGUUACACUUACACCCUGCACACUGGCACUCCUUAAAAAAACAGCUGCAACAGCCCUUGGUGCCGGAGGCUUUUCCCAUUCGGUUCCAAGCAGUUGGGUUUUUUUUUUCCCUUUUUUUCUCCCUCUCCCGUUUCUGUCUUCUUUUCAGCACAUUGCGUCAGGAAGUUCAGCCUCU